Messenger RNA from Dermacentor albipictus, 5149 nucleotides. RefSeq names its product ATP-binding cassette sub-family C member 10. Gene Ontology annotation, cellular component: membrane. Gene Ontology annotation, biological process: transmembrane transport. Gene Ontology annotation, molecular function: ATP hydrolysis activity; ATP binding; ABC-type transporter activity. The record is from RefSeq and is a predicted model, not a curated record. NCBI's taxonomy places the organism in Eukaryota, Metazoa, Arthropoda, Arachnida, Ixodida, Ixodidae.
UGGAAAACAAGACCACAUGAUCUGAACGAACAGCAGACGCUAUCCACGGCCGCAUGUUUUUCAAUAUCGUGGUUUCAAAUUGCUAAUCAAUUUGUCGCGUGAAACAGCUGCUGAUAGCUUAUAAUGAAGCUCCCUAAGGGACAAAUACGAGUUGUUACGCCGGCGACAUGACCCCAAUACCGCACGCUAAUCGGUUUUUGGUGACCUGUGUGCACGUCUUUUCGCUGCUUGCUUUUGGAUGUAAAGAAGGAAGUCGUGACCAAAUGAAGCAAUGAACCUUUGGGACACCAUCUGUGCAGCGAAGGAUGGGACCCUGGUCAUCUGGGAAGGGAACCAUCUGAGCCGCUGCUUCCUAGACCUCCUCGCAAGCGGUGUACAUGCCCUAGUUGCAGUGAUCAGCGUUUACUACGCCGGUGCCCGCCAGAUUGCUCUCCGCCGUGAGCACCAGCUCGUUCACUUGCUGCCGUCAACAUGGCGGACUCACCUGCGCAAGUUGUGCUGCUCCAUUCUCCUGCUGCGCCCUGUCAUUCACCUCAUAAUGUCCCAGCUCAUUCUUGGCCAGUUCAUGGCGCCAUCUACGAUGCUGCACAUCAGUGCUGUCAUCUUGGCCUGGACGGUCCACUUCUUCUACUUGCAGACUCUCACGAACCCACUGCCGCGACAUCGUCGGUUUGUCGGUGAGGUACCCGUAAUCUUUGCCGUGACUACAUCUGGACUGUGCGCAACAUUUCGUGUGUCUGCGCUGCUCUCGCUGAGUGAGCCUGAGCGUGGCUCUGAGCUUUCAUUUCAAGCUGACUUGUAUGCGAAUGUCGCAAGUGCACUCGCCUGUGCCUUCUACCUCACAGCUGCUGUGCACUGCUCCAGCACUGCCGUCGAGACACCACCUCGGACACCAGGCCGCGAGUCACCAUCGUCUGUACAUAGCUAUGUUCGUCUCUUGGAAGCAGACGAUGAUGCCCGACAGCUUGGAACAGCAGAGGACACCAACAUUUUCUCGCUUCUCACUUUUUGGUGGGUCGGACGGUUGAUGCGCCGUGGAUACAGGGGCCACAUUCAAGAACCCGAUGACCUGCAUGACCUCCCAGUCAGCCUGAGGCCAGGAGAGGUCAUUCGAGGACUUUACCGGAAGGUAGACACCUCGGGCUCACUGCCAAGUCUUCUUGUGCUGUUCCACCGUUGUGUCGGCCAACAGUACUAUGCCAUUGGAGUUCUUAAGUUCCUUGCUGACGUCCUGUCAUUUGCGAGCCCCGUCUUACUAAACAGGCUUGUCAUGUUCCUCGAGGAAGGACCAGGCCAGGGACCAGCAUGGUCCGGCUAUGCCUACGCAUCGGGUCUUGCUCUUGCCUGUCUCUUGGGUGCAUUCAUGUCAGCUCACUACAGUUACCUGGUGUCACGAGUGGGACUCAAGGCAAGGGCGAUUGUUGUGGCACUUGUCUACCAAAAGACACUGCGCGCCGAUGCGACAGAGCUGCGGAAGAGUUCAUCGGAAGCGCUGAAUUUGGUGACCACUGAUGCCGAUCGAAUCGUCAAUCUCUUCGGAAGCUUUCAUGAGGCGUGGAGCUUGCCACUUCAGGUAGCAGUGACUAUGUUCUUGCUGUGGCAGCAAAUAGGCCUGGCCUUUCUCGCUGGUGUCGUGGUGGCCGUUUCGCUGGUCCCUGUGAAUCGGUCCAUCGCGCUCAAUAUUGGACGACUGAGCACUGGCAUGAUGGCAUUCAAAGAUGAGCGUAUAAAGCUCAUGUCGGAGGUGCUAUGGGGCAUGCGGAUGAUCAAGAUGCACGCAUGGGAAGCCCUUUUUCAGGAACGGGUAGAGAGCAUCCGGAAGAAGGAGGUGGUGUUCCUUCGGCAGCGGAAGUACUUGGACGCCCUGUGCGUCUUCUUCUGGGUCGUGACGCCCGUGCUCAUGUCAGUCCUGUCCUUCGUCACCUACGUGCUCCUAGGGCACCGGCUUACCGCUGCAAAGGUGUUCACAUGCCUUGCUCUCUUCAACCUGCUCAAAGUGCCCCUCAACGCCUUCCCCUGGGUCAUCAACGGUUGCAUGGAGGCAUGGGUGUCACUGAAGCGCACCCAGUGCUUCCUCAACCUCCAAGAUUUUGCUCCCGCAAGCUACUAUACCACCUCGAAAGAUGAUGACCAACUCGUGCGAAUCACUAAUGGUGUCUUCCACUGGGAUGGCUUGACGGGCGAUGCCACUCUGCCAGUGGCCAUCAGCGGAGCCCAAGGUCGCAACUUCAUCCUAGGACCUGUCAACGUGACACUGCGGAAGGGUCAACUGGUGGGCGUGGUGGGUCGGGUAGGCAGCGGCAAGAGCACGCUACUUGCGGCCAUCGCGGGCGACAUCUGCCGGGUCCAGGGGACGGUGACGCUCCAGAGGCUGGACAUGGCCUUGGGUCUAGUGCCCCAGCAGCCGUGGCUCCAGCGCGGCACCCUUCGUGCCAACGUGCUCUUCGGGCGGCCGUUUGAUGCGACCCGCUAUCAGGCAACUCUCGAAUGCUGCGCCCUUCUCGACGACCUAAAGUCACUGCCCGCUGGUGACUUGACGGAAGUGGGCGAGGAAGGUCAGACACUCAGCGGCGGCCAGAAGCGGCGAGUCGCUCUGGCUCGAGCCUUGUACCAGGACUGCGACGUGUACCUGCUGGACGACCCACUCUCUGCACUGGAUGCUCACGUGGCCCAGCAAGUCUUUGAACGCUGCAUUGUCGGUGCCAUGCAAGGAAAGGCCCGGCUGCUCUGCACCCACCAAGUGGGCUUCCUUGCGCAGGCUGACCAUGUGAUUGUGCUGAGGGAUGGCAAGGUUGUCGCAGAAGGUCCACCGUCCACAGUACUUAAGUCAUCCGUCAUCGAGGCACUGCCAGAGCUGGCAGCAUCCGAAGAACCGUCUUUGUCCAAGACAUCAUCGUCAUCAUCAGCAGCGAAGUCCAGCCACAAGACCAGCUCAGCCAUGCUCCAAGAAUCCGGCAGAAUGCUUGUCGAAGACGAGGAACGCGAGUUCGGGGCGGUGCGUCUGAGCACAGUGCGCUCUUACUGGGACGCGGUUGGCACCUGGCUUGCUGCUACAGUCCUGCUGUCUCUCAUUCUUAUGCAAGUGUCCCGAACCUCCACCGACUGGUGGCUUGCUGUGUGGGUCUCGUGGGCCAACACCACUAGCAAUCUGCAAAAUCAUCGCCUCAUCAGAGAUACAAACAGUGAUGUCAUGAAUGUGUUCCUGCCUAUCUACGGUGGCCUGGCCGUGGCCAAUGGUUUGCUUACCUUGGCUCGGGCUUUUUCGUUUGCCUACGGUGGUGUCGUGGCUGCCGUCAAAGUCCACGACUUGCUCCUGGACAAGGUGCUCAAAGCACCCCUGUCGUUCCUGGAAGCCACGCCUGUGGGCCGGGUGCUAAACCGCUUCUCGACUGACGUCUGGUCGAUCGACGACACGCUGCCGUUCAUGUUGAACAUAGUGCUCGCACAGAGCGUGGCUCUGGCAGGCACAUUGGUGGUUACCUCCUACGGCCUGCCCUGGGUGCUUCUCUUGCUCAUACCCCUGGCGUUUGCAUACAACUCUCUGCAGCAAUACUACCGUUGGACAUCACGAGAGCUGAGACGUCUGGGCAGCAUCACGCUGUCGCCUGUGUAUUCGCACUUCACCGAGACGUUUGCUGGUCUCUCAGUCAUCCGCAGUUUCAAGGCAGUGUCCAGGUUCUGCCAGGAGAACUUGCACAAGCUAGCAGUCAAUCAGCAGGCAGUGUUUGCGUCACAGGCGGCAUCUCAGUGGCUUAACCUGCGACUGCAGCUCAUGGGUGUCCUGCUCACUUCAGGCGUCGCCUUCCUGGCCGUGGUGCAACACCAGGUCCGAGGGGUCAGUGCAGGUUUUGUGGGCCUUGCGCUGUCCUACGCGCUCUCGAUCACCUCCCUGUUGAGCAGCCUGGUGACGUCGUUCACGGACACUGAGAAAGAAAUGGUUAGCAUGGAGCGAGCUGACCAGUACAUCAAGGGACUCGAGGAAGAGAGGCUGGACGGUGGCAUCCUGCCUCCCUUUGGAUGGCCAUUCUGCGGUGCAGUCAAGUUCAGCAAGGUGACACUUCGCUACCGUCCUGGACUACCUGCUGCGCUCAGCGGCAUCAGCUUUGAGGCGGCGAAGGGCUCCAAGGUGGGCAUAGUGGGCCGCACAGGCGCCGGCAAGUCCAGCCUGCUCCAGGCUUUGUUUCGGCUUACCCCCGUCGAGAGUGGGCAAAUCUACAUAGACGGCGUCGAUGUUCUUCGCAUGCAUCCCAAGGAAGUCAGGUCUCGGCUAGCGGCCAUCCCGCAGGACCCGUUCGUGUUCUCUGGCUCGGUGCGAGACAAUGUGGACCCACGGGGGCUGCAUUCAGAUGCCCAGAUUUGGCAGGCCCUGGACAGGUGCCAGUUGGGACGUACCAUCCGGUCGCUCUGCAACAGCAGCGCUGGAGCAGGCACAGGCCUGGAAGCAAGCCUGGGGCCGCGCGGUUCUUUACUGAGCACUGGACAGCGUCAGCUUCUAGCCCUGGCUAGGGCCCUUCUGUACAAGGCACGGGUCCUUUGCCUCGACGAGGCAACUGCGGGCAUAGACGCCGAGACCGAUUGUGCAAUUCAGGAAACAAUUCGAAGCACAUUCCAAGACACCACCAUGCUUGUGAUAGCCCACAGGGUGGAAACUGUUCUAGACUGUGAUCAAGUCCUAGUCAUGUCUCACGGCAAGGUCAUCGAGUCCGGCAUUCCGCAGAAGCUUCUCCGUAUUGGUAAUGGACACUUCCGCGCACUCGUUGAAGCCUCUCGCAAGAAUGGAGGCACUGUACUAAUUGAGACAGCGGAAGCAGACGACGACGAUGUUCCAUUAAUAGGGUUUUCCGAUCCAUAGCGUCCUUCGCAAUGUAACUCAUGUAGUGGCACAGCUUUAUUUAAACAACAAUGCUUCCUCAAGGAUGCGUUACGUGCAACUUAGUUAGGAUGGGGACAACAGGAUAGAAAGCACAUGACACUCUCUGUUGACUAAUUUAGUUAAACAUUUAUUGAGCAUGUUAAAAUGUAUUGUAGCAGAGUGGACAGUAUGCUUAACUUUUAUAGGGAACAGCAAACUCAUAGUCAAAGUAUUCAAAGUGCUACAGUUUAUCAGUUUCGUUGAAAAGAAGUGACUGAUAAAACAUUUUUGAAGGUA